AAAAACCAUUACCAUAUGGCUCUCUCAAUUCUCUUCCUCUUUCUCUUUAAUUUCAUACUUCCAAGCUUCUCUCAUCCCUUCGACCCGCUAUCUCCGCUCGAGAUUCAAAUCGUCACCUCCACAAUCAAAUCCAAUUUCAACCUGACCUCGAGGCUCACUUUUCACUACGUUGGCAUUCACGAGCCUAACAAACAUGACGUCCUCUUGUGGCUUGCAAAUCCUCGAUCCUCGCCAUUGCCACGAAAAGCCUUUGUUGUGGCACGCGCUAACAAGCAGACUCAUGAGUUCUUAGUGAGUAUAGCAGAUGGUCAUGGCAUGAUUGUGUCACAGAGUGUGUACCGAGGGUCCGGUUUCCCAACAUUAACCUUUGAGGAACAAACGGAAGCUAUUGAUUUGGCUCUCAAAUACCCAUCAGUUGUAUCCUCCAUGGAGAAGAGAGGGCUGAAUGUUUCGAAUGUUGUGGGCUCCGUUUUUACUAUUGGGUGGUUUGGGCAGGCUCACAAUGAGACGCAACGAGUGGUCAAGGUUCUGUUUUUUUAUAAAGAGUCUACGGUCAAUGUUUGGGUAAGGCCCGUUGAGGGCGUUGAAACCGUGGUGGAUCUUGAUCAAAUGGUGGUCACGGACUUUCAAGACGUUCAACGUUGUGUUUUGCCCAAGAGUGAGGGGACUGACUACCGUGCUUCUAGUAUGCAGCCACCGUUUGCGGCCGAGACUAAGCCGAUUAAUGUCGUCCAACCGCUUGGUCCGAGCUUUGUCGUUAAAGGUCACACUGUCAGCUGGGCGAAUUGGGAUUUUCAUUUGAGCUUUGACAUGCGAGUCGGGAUCAUAAUAUCAACAGCGUCCAUAUACGAUGUUGACCAACGUAAAAAACGACAAGUUCUUUACCAAGGCAGCCUCUCCGAGCUUUUUGUGCCGUACCAAGAUCCAACGGAGGAGUGGUAUUACCGGACGUUUAUGGACGCCGGAGAGUUUGGGAUGGGGUCAGCGGCGGUGGAGCUUGAACCCCACCACGAUUGUCCGUCCAACGCCGUCUUCUUUGACGCCUUCCACGGCGGCCAAGAUGGAAACCCUGUCAAGUUGACCAAUGCUUACUGUAUGUUUGAGAAGUACGCCGGUAACAUUGCUUGGCGCCACACUGAGAGCGCAAUUCCAGGAGAAUUGAUAAGAGAAGUUCGGCGGGACGUGAGCUUGGUGAUAAGGACGAUCACGGUGAUCGGAAACUAUGAUUACAUCUUGGAUUGGGAGUUCAAGAAAUGUGGCUCGAUCAAAUUUGCGGUGAGUUUAACAGGAAUCAUGGAAGGAAAAACGACGCCACACAAGCACACAAGCGAGAUAAAGGAGGAAAUCUACGGCUUAUUAGUAGCUCAAAACACGAUAGGCAUAAACCAUGACCAUUUCCUAACGUAUUAUCUUGAUCUCGACAUCGAUGGGCAGGAGAAUUCUUUUGUGAAAGGCAAAUUGACGAGCUUUAAAACCGAUGGCUCCACGCCGAGGAAGAGUUAUUGGUCGGUGGUGAGAGAGGAGGCGAAGAAGGAGCUGGAUGCUAGAAACCUUCCGACCGAGCCAGUAGAGCUCUACAUCGUCAACCCAAACAAAGAAACUACAAUAGGGAACCAAGUCGGGUACCGUUUAAUUCCAGGACCAAUGCCCCGAUCACUCCUUUUGGAGGAUGAUUAUCCGCAGCGGCGAGGAGCAUUAUGUGACCAUAAUGUAUGGAUUACGCCGUAUAAUCGAUCGGAGAAAUGGGCCGGCGGUAUGUACGUCGAUCGUGGCCGUGGUGAUGAAACCCUUAACAUUAUAACACAAAGGAAUAGGGACAUCUGGAACAAGGACAUAGUGUUAUGGCACACCAUAGGGUUCCACCACCAUCCGAGUCAAGAUGAAUUUCCAAUAAUGCCCACGCUCUCUGGAGGAUUCGAACUCCGGCCUACAAAUUUCUUUGAAAGAAACCCAAUUCUCAAAAUGAAGGCCCCCUAAUAAGAAGCCUUGUUAUUUACCGCGGUUGUACCCUUAAUGUACGGCUUACGUGGAAUUAUAAUAAAUUCUCUAUUU
Messenger RNA from Cucurbita moschata (crookneck pumpkin), 2052 nucleotides. Its product is annotated as primary amine oxidase-like. The transcript is spliced from 5 exons. Gene Ontology annotation, biological process: amine metabolic process. The record is from RefSeq and is a predicted model, not a curated record. The coding region runs from base 16 to 1977 and encodes 653 amino acids. Lineage: Eukaryota; Viridiplantae; Streptophyta; Magnoliopsida; Cucurbitales; Cucurbitaceae. Gene Ontology annotation, molecular function: copper ion binding; quinone binding; primary methylamine oxidase activity.